GGCAGCACGCAUUUGUUCAUUCACUCAGUCACUCAGUCAAAUUGUCGGUAGAGUCCCUCCCUCCGCACAUGACCCAUCGGACCGUCCAAUGCCACGCCACAUGGACCCACCCACCCACCACCAUGUAUCACGCUGGGUUGAAAUCAGCCACGCACACGCACGCGUCGAAAAGAAGGACCGACGGGAGAAAGCAGGCAGGCAGGCAGGCAGGCAGAGGCGGGGUCUUGCAUGGUAUGUUGACUUAGUCGAAGAGUGAGAAGCCCAUGUCCUCGUCCUCCUCCUCUUCCUCCUGUGUGCAGCCAACCACACCACAGACAGACAGACAGACAGUAUGAGGGCAGCCUGUGUGUGUGUGUGUGUGUGUGUGUGAGGUGAGUGGUGGCUGGUCUGACCUCCUUCUUCUCUUCCUCCUUGGCCUCCUCCGCCGCGACAGCUGCGCCACCUGCGCACACACACAGACACGCAAUACACAGAGGGUGAGAGCAUCAGGUUGUCGUUCGCCGAUCGGUCAGCGCCUGGAUGAGCGUGUGUUGUUUGGUCCUUACCUGCGGCAGGUGCAGCUCCUCCAGCAGCGACAGCAGCUCCGCCACCGCCACCAGUGGGCACAGACUGGAGCUUCGUCAGACCAUCAGCAAUCACCUGAAUUGAACACACCACACCGUCGCACAAACACAAGUGUGCCCACACAGCGACACCCCCAGUGACGUGUUUCACGCAGAUCUUUCCUCCCCUCGCUUCCCCUGCCCUCCCACCGACCUCGUGAGGUGACUUGCCCUCCAUCUCGCUGAGAAGCUUCUCCAGGAUGUCCGAGUCGACGUCGAUGGCCACCGACGACAGGAUGUUCUCGAUGUCGGACGCGGACGGGCUCUCGUUGCCGCCCAGCACCGCCAUCAGAUACGCAGCAACGUACUUCAUCGCCAUUUUGACGCAGAGCGAGGCGCAGAUCAGAUCUGCC
Vitrella brassicaformis is the source of this 955-nucleotide messenger RNA. Lineage: Eukaryota; Vitrellaceae. The record is from the annotation of a GenBank genome assembly.